Messenger RNA from Malania oleifera, 4248 nucleotides. Its product is annotated as U-box domain-containing protein 44-like. NCBI's taxonomy places the organism in Eukaryota, Viridiplantae, Streptophyta, Magnoliopsida, Santalales, Ximeniaceae. The record is from RefSeq and is a predicted model, not a curated record. The transcript is spliced from 5 exons. Gene Ontology annotation, molecular function: ubiquitin-protein transferase activity; protein binding. Gene Ontology annotation, biological process: protein ubiquitination; cell surface receptor signaling pathway. Bases 670 to 3693 code for a protein of 1007 amino acids.
AACAUGAACUAUAGUUUUGGAUUUUCGAAAAGGAAAAUGUAUUUUACGGUGUAGAUGGGGCAAGGAAGAUGAUUGUGGAACAGUCAAUUAGAGUCGCCUUCCUUAGGCGGGGUUUUAGCUUGUGGGAGGGGGAGAAAAUCUUUGUAGCAGCGUUUCGGAGUUGGGAAUUUGGACUCGCGGUCACUCUUGACUCGAGACGAGGACAGGCUGGGGAGAAAUACGCGGACUAUAUUUCUGUGCUUCUCGGGGCCCAGUAAAGAGAGAGCAUCGAUGCUUCAAGAACACCACCAGCAUGCUGCACAAAAACUACUUUCAUGGUGUUGUCUGUGGAACUGUUUGGUUCUGGCCUCCUCUCUCGCCAGACCCAUUUUUCCAGCCCACUCUCUCCGUGUCCUAAAUUUUAUCUCAUGACUUUUUUUCCCCUCUAGGUUUCUAUUUUUUCAAUUCGUUGUUUGGGGAAAUUCAGAUCCUGUGUGCUGCAAGAUUUUGAUUCAGCUUCAGAGCGGCGGGUUUGUUAAUUUUCAUGGACGUUAACUUUCUCAGGUUGUUGCAACGUAAAAUGGUUCUGGGUAUGUACAGCUCUGUUGACUUGGAUAGAGUGGAUUGGGUAUCAUGGCAUUAGACAAUAUUGCUACAUAAGUACAUAGUGUUUUAAGUUAGUGCAAAAGGAUGACUUUGGAUUUGGUUACAAGUGCCUCUGUUGUGCCUGCUUCAGAAGUUCUUUCUCAAGCCGUGGAGGGCAUUCUUGAAAUUGUGGUCGCUGCCAAUGAUGUCCUUAUUGAGAAGGAGAGCUUUGUGGAACUUGGCAAGUACCUGGAAAGGGUCGUCCCUGUUCUAAAAGAGUUGAAUAGAAACAGCACCACUCAUCCUGAGAGCUUGGUAAAUGCCAUCAACAUUCUCAGCGAAGCAAUUAAAAUUGCAAAGCAGCUAACACUGGAGUGCAGCAAGAGAAACAAAGUAUAUCUCUUAAUGAAGUGCAGGGGGAUAGUUCAACGCAUACAGAAGACUACAAGAGAUAUCAGCCAUGCACUUAGCCUCAUUCCUCUGGCCUCACUGGAUCUUUCAUCAGGUAUAAUUGAAGAGAUUGGAAAGCUACGGCAUAUUAUGGAGGGAGCUGAAUUUAAGGCAGCUAUGGCAGAGGAAGAGAUUCUGGAGAAAAUUGAAUCAGGAAUAGAGAAGAGGAACGUUGAUCGUUCCUAUGCUAAUAAGUUGCUUGUUCUCAUUGCAGAAGCUGUUGGAAUUUCAACAGAGCGGUCAAUACUGAAGAAGGAAUUUGAAGAAUUUAAGAGUGAAAUAGAAAAUGCACGGCUGAGAAAGGACCAGGCAGAAGCCAUACAAAUGGACCAAAUAAUUGCUUUGCUGGAAAGGGCAGAUGCUGCUUCAUCCCCCAGGGAGAAAGAAAUGAAAUAUCUCAGCAAGCGGAAUUCUUUGCGUAGCCAGCCAUUAGAACCUCUCCAGUCAUUUUAUUGCCCAAUCACACGGGAAGUUAUGGUGGAACCAGUGGAAACUUCUUCAGGGCAGACAUUUGAGAGAAGUGCGAUUGAGAAGUGGUUUGCAGAUGGGAAUAAAUUAUGUCCCCUCACAAGGACCCCUUUGGACGCAUCAGUUCUACGGCCUAAUAAAACCUUACGGCAAUCAAUUGAAGAAUGGAAGGAUAGAAACACAAUGAUUACAAUUGUUUCAAUGAAACCAAAACUCCAAUCAGAUGAGGAGGAAGAUGUGCUUCAUUCCCUAGGACAGCUACAAGAUCUAUGUCAGCAAAGAGACCUACACCGGGAGUGGGCUAUUCUGGAAAACUAUGUACCAGUUCUUAUUGAACUUCUUGGCACAAAGAAUCGUGACAUAAGGAAUCAUGCUCUUGUUGUUCUUUGCAUCCUAGCAAAGGACAGUGAUGAUGCAAAGGAAAGAGUUGCUAAAGUUGAUAAAGCAAUUGAAUAUAUUGUUCGCUCUCUUGGACGUCGUCCUGGGGAAAGGAAGUUAGCGGUGGCAUUACUAGCAGAAUUAUCAAAAAAUGAUAUGGUUCGAGACAGCAUUGGAAAGACUCAGGGUUGUAUAUUACUCUUGGUGACUAUGUCAAGUAGUGAUGACAAUGAGGCUGCUAGAGAUGCAAAGGAGCUUUUGGAGAACCUCUCAUUCUCAGAUCAAAAUGUUAUACAGAUGGCAAAGGCAAAUUAUUUUAAAUAUUUGCUGCAGCGUCUUUCUUCAGGACCGGAAGAUGUCAGAAUGAUCAUGGCAAAGACUUUGGCAGAAAUGGAGUUGACUGACCACAAUAAAUCUUCUCUUAUGGAAGGUGGUGCACUGGGAUCUCUUCUCUACUUGGUUUCACAUGGAAAUAUUAUGACAAAGCAAGUGGCUGUUAAAGCCCUCGAAAACCUCGCUAGCUUACCGAGAAAUGGUCUGCAGAUGAUCAGAGAAGGUGCAGUUAGGCCAUUACUUGACCUUCUUCUCUGUUACAAUUUGCCAUCCGUAUAUUUGUCUGAACAAGUAGCAGCCACACUUAUGCAACUUGCCAUAUCAACUGUGGGUCAAGAAACCAACCAGACACCAGUGUCAUUGUUGGAAUCAAAUGAAGAUAUUUCGAAUCUCUUUUGCAUAAUCAACUUGAGAGCACCUGGUCUACAGACGAGCAUUCUUGGUACUUUUCAUGCCUUGUGCCAAUCCCCCUCUGCAACAAAUAUCAAGACUGUAUUAUCCCAGUGCUCAGCUGUCCAGGUAUUGGUUCAGUUGUGUGAGCUUAAUAACCUAGAGGUACGGUCAAAUGCUGUGAAACUAUUCUGUUGCCUGGUAGAAGAUGGGGCUGAAAGUGAGAUUUUGGAGCAUGUGGGACAGAAUUGCAUCGAGACCUUAGUCAAGAUUAUCAGAUCUUCUAGUGAUGAGGAAGAGAUAGCUUGUGCAAUGGGUAUUAUUUCUAACCUUCCAGAGGACCUCCGGAUCACUAAGUGGCUUUGGGAUUCUGAUGCGCUUCCUGUCAUUUCCACUUUUUUUCUUGAUGGUAGGCAGAACAGUCCUCAUAAAAAUCAGCUAAUAGAAAAUGCUGUAGGUUGCAUGUCUCAUUUCACUGUUCCAACAAACCAGGAAUCACAAAAGAGAGUGGCUGAAAUUGGCACUAUACCUGUAUUGGUACAGCAACUCGAGUUGGGAACCACCUUGACAAAACGGCAUGCAGCCGUUUCUCUUGCUCAGUUUUCAAAGAGUUCACUCAGGUUGAGCAGGCCAAUGCCAAGGCGUGGGGGUUUGUGGUGUUUCUCGGCUCCACCCGAGGCUCGCUGCCCAGUCCAUGAAGGAAUCUGUACAAUUGAAUCAUCAUUUUGCCUUGUGGAGGCCGAUGCAGUGAAACCCCUCGUGAGGGUUCUUCAGGAUCCUGAUUCUGCAGCAUGUGAGGCUUCGUUAGAUGCUUUAUUGACCUUAAUUGAAGGCGAAAGGCUGCAAAGUGGCUGUAAGGUGCUCGCAGAAGCAGAUGCCAUACCACCAAUCAUAAGGUUACUGGGCUCUCCCUCACAGAGAUUGCUGGAGAAGGUUCUUGAUGCUUUAGAGAGGAUUUUCCGGCUGAUUGAGUUCAAACAGAAGUAUGGAGCCUUAGCUCAGAUGCCUUUAGUGGACAUAACCCAGCGAGGAAACAGUAUAAUGAAAUCGUUGGCGGCGAGGAUACUUGCUCAUUUAAAUGUGCUUCACGAGCAGUCCUCAUAUUUCUAGAGGAAUUUGUUGGGGUUUUGGGUCCCCAAGUUGAAUGAAUUGGAGCUUCUCAGUCUGAGCAGUUGAUGAUCAUGCACCAAAGCCAUUAUGAUGCAUUAACCUCGAAAGAAAGAUUUGAGCGGAUGCAGGAGAGUUCAGACCAAGCUUUGGUCUUCCACAUUUGCAAUGCAGAACAGGAAGCAACUCUUCUUGGCUGUGGAUGCACAUAUUAUAAGGUUAUGUGUACCUUGCUUUGUUUUGAAAGAAGGUUAUGCCUCUGUGAUGCGCAGUACCACAUUGGAGCAAGUCAUUCAAAAGAAUAUAUUGGCUGUUUUCUGCGAUAGGAAAUUAUUUAUUUCUCAUGUGUUCAAUUGUUACACGUGUUGAUUUCCUGUAUAGUUGAGAGUAUGAUUGGGUUUGGUGGAGGAGAAGGAGAAAUGGGUUUCAGCCACCACUUACGAAGUGGUUAAAUUUAGGUUAAAUUUUGAAUUAGAUUUUAAAUUCUUUGUUAUUGUAAUUUGAUUCUCCUGUAAAUGUUCUCCUGCGAACUCCAACGUGAAUUUGUGAUUGAAGACA